Molecule: messenger RNA, 1095 nt
Organism: Eremothecium cymbalariae DBVPG#7215
Lineage: Eukaryota; Fungi; Ascomycota; Saccharomycetes; Saccharomycetales; Saccharomycetaceae
Exons: 1
Coding region: 1-1095 (364 amino acids)
Source: RefSeq, a predicted model, not a curated record
AUGAGAUCAGCCUACAUUUUGCUCUCUGCAUACGCUGCUUCAACCAAUGCGUUAGUCAAGGGUCGUGAACAAAUUAAGCUUGAAUAUAGCGAUCUUGCGACGGUCUCGUCUGUCUGGAAGAUUGAACCAAGUUUAACUAGAACAGUCACCGACGAGAACGGAAGUCUAACCACUGAAUAUCUAUGGUGGAUACCGGCUACUAAGUCUGCCUAUGUUGAAUCAGAUGGCGGUGUAAUCUUCCCCGGAGCAAGCGAUGUACCAGCUGGCGCUGUGCCAGUCGCUCCGGGCGCUGUCGAGCCAGCUGCUACCGAACCAGCUGCCGCUCCAGCUGCUAGCGAACCAGCGGCCGCUCCAGCUGCUAGCGAACCAGCGGCCGCUCCAGCUGCUAGCGAACCAGCGGCCGCUCCAGCUGCUAGCGAACCAGCGGCCGCUCCAGCUGCUAGCGAACCAGCGGCCGCUCCAGCUGCUAGCGAACCAGCUGCCGCUCCAGCUGCUACCGAGCCGGCUGCCGCUCCAGCUGCCGUCCCAGUUCCCGUUGUAGCUGGCGAUUCUUCCGCUACCGAAGCUCAAACUGCUGCUGCAUCUGUCGCCGCUGCAUCUGUCGGCGCUACUGAAGCUCAGACUGCUGUUUCAUCACUCGCUGCUACCGAAGCUGAGACUGUUGCUGCAUCCGGUGCUGCUGGCUCCAGUUCCGCUGCUGUUUCUGCCUUCGCUUCUUCUGGUUCCGCCGCUGGCUCCAGCGCCCUAGGUUUAAUGACAGCGGUCGUUACCAACUCCUCUUCAAUCGCGACAGCUUCUCGUAACUCCACCAGCGCCGCCACAGGGGGCUUCAACCAGACCUCCAGUUCUGGUGCCUCCGGUGCUCGCUCUAGCUCUGCAUCUACCCUUACAUCAGGUUCUGAAUCAAGCGGUUCUGGAGCUGGAGCUGGAGCUGCCUCUGCCAAUUCAGCUGGAAGCUCCACAGCUACCUCCAGUGUCAGAGGCGCCGCUGCAAGACUAGGUUUCGGUAUUUUCGACAUUCGCGAACCAGCUAGUAUUCCAGUCACCGGCUGGACUGCACUAGCGGCAGUUGCCGCUGCAGCCUUUGUCCUAUAA